Molecule: messenger RNA, 2448 nt
Organism: Penicillium waksmanii
Lineage: Eukaryota; Fungi; Ascomycota; Eurotiomycetes; Eurotiales; Aspergillaceae
Product: ankyrin repeat domain-containing protein
Exons: 6
Coding region: 1-2448 (815 amino acids)
Cellular component (GO): cytoplasm; nucleus
Molecular function (GO): protein binding
Source: RefSeq, a predicted model, not a curated record
AUGGAUUCCACCUCAAUGUCUUUUGGAAAUGCUCUUUCCUCUCUGCAACUGGGGAGUAACCACGGCGGUACCAUUAACUUCAACUCUCCUGGCCAAUCAGAAGCUCCACAGCAAGAUAAAGACAAUGUGGUUCUCAAAUCCCUGGCAUUUCCUCAAAUGUUAGAUCGGAGGGACAACAUUGAGCGAUGUCAUGCCAACACCUGCGAAUGGAUCCUGGAAAUGGAAGACUACAAGACCUGGAUGAGUAGUUGUCAUGGCUUACUUUGGGUCAAAGGAAAGCCGGGUGCAGGCAAAUCGACCUUGAUGGCAUUUCUCUACGACAAACUCGAGAAAUGUCGGGGAAAUGAUCGACGUGGGGGUAUUCAACUCGAUUUUUUCUUUACAGCUCGAGGUUCUGAGCUACAGAGAGCGCCGCUUGGUAUGUUCAGGUCUUUGCUCAACCAGAUAUAUGCCUCAGACGACACUGUGCGCUGUGCCGUCCGCGAGGCUUAUGAAAAACGAUGUCGGCUGUUUGGGCAUAACGAUGAACACAAAUGGCCACAGAAAACACUGGAAGAGCUACUGACGGGUGCUAUUCUCACAUCGGCAAGUCAGCAGCAAGUGAGAGUCUUUGUGGAUGCUCUGGACGAGACAGGGGCUGAGUCCGCCCAGCAGCUGGCAGCAUAUUUCCAUCGACUUAGUACUCGUGCUAGAAAGGAGAACAAAUCUGCGUCGAAGAUCAUAAUCGGGGGGGAUAUCGCGACAUACAUCGACGAUGUUCUUGCUGAUAUGGAAGAAGAGGAAGAUAUCACUCCAGAUUUGAAGGGUGAACUUAUGAAGCAGCUGACUGAACGAGCAAAUGGCGUCUUCCAAUGGGCUCAUAUCAUGGUUCCUCUUCUUCAACAGCGAGUUCUUGACGGAAAUUCGUUGGAUGAUCGGAAAAUGCCAAAAUAUCCCCCCCCAACAAAAACAUGGGAGAAUAUUGAAGGAUUUGUCGACAGCGACAAACGCAUGAAGCGAAAAAUCAAAGCUCUUUCUGGCGGCCUGGUCGAAGUAGUACCUGGUGAGCUGGAAUUUAAGGACUCACCCUGGGGAUUUGAAGGGAAUUUGGAGUCUUGUCUGGUCUACUUAGCCACAGCAAACACGCCUCGAAAGUUGACGAAAAAUAAAUUGAUUCAGAGCUACCCGUUUCUUCCAUACGCCACCAAGAACCUCUUCAUUCAUGCGGAAAAAAGUGCCGACUCUCGAAUUGAGGUGCUUCAAAAUGAAAUUGAUACCCUUCAGCGGCUGUUCGACCGAUGGCUCAGCAUCCAUCGAUGCUUUGGCGAAGAGGUCACAUCCCAAGACACAUUCCCACCGCUCGGCACCAAACUCUCACACGUGGCUGCAUUAUACAACCUAGUCGAUGUCAUAGAAUGGCUGGCCUCAAAUAGCGAGGAUUUGAGGUCCGAAGACCUCGACGGAAAUACAGCGUUUCAUUUCGCAGCUCGACGUGGUCAUAUAGCAGUGGCAAAGAUCCUGCGACAGAAUGGAGCAGACUGUGGGGCAGAAAACACAAAAUCUGGAAAAACGCCAUUGAUUGAGGCGGCCGAAAAUGGAAAUCUGGAAUUUGUCGAAUGGCUCCUAAACGGGGGAGUAGAUAUCGACCAGGCGGCGCACGAUGAGGGAAACGCGCUGCAGGCGGCUUCAGAAAAUGCUCAUCAUGCGGUGGUGGCAAUGUUACUCGAAGCGGGAGCAGAUGUCAAUGCUCAAGGUGGGCUUUAUGGCAACGCUCUACAAGCUGCUACUUAUUGUGGAAAUAUUGAAGCAGUUCAACUACUACUAGAUGCUGGGGCCGAUGUCAAUUCCCAAGGCGGCAAAUUUGGCAACGCUCUACAAGCUGCUGCAGGGCAGGGAAAUAUCAAAGUGGUCCAGCUACUCCUAGAUGCCUCUGCCAAUGUCAAUGCCCAAAGUGGUAAAUAUGGCAAUGCUCUGCAAGCUGCUGCAAGGUACGGAAGAAUCAAAGUAGUUCAACUACUACUAGAUGUCGGGGCCGAUGUCAAUGCCCAAGGUGGCCGAUAUGGCAAUGCUUUACAAGCUGCUGCAGGGCAGGGAAAUAUCAAAGUGGUCCAGCUACUCCUAGAUGCCUCUGCCAAUAUCAAUGCCCAAGGUGGUAAAUAUGGCAAUGCUCUACAAGCUUCCGCUUUCGAUGGAGAUAUCAAAGUAGUUGAAUUACUACUUGACGCUCAUGCAGAUGUCAAUUCCCAAUGUGUCACAUACGCCAGUGCUCUACAAAUUGCUUCAUUUUAUGGAGAUAUCGAAAUAGUCCAAAUACUCCUCGAUGCCCAUGCUGAUGUCAAUGCCCAAGGUGGUCGAUAUGGCAAUGCUUUACAAGCCGCGAAAAGAACAGGACAAACCAUGAUCGUGCAGAGGCUAUUAGACGCCGGUGCUCAUGAUAUUUCAAUGGUCGAGUCCAUGGAAUCUGAUUGA